Molecule: messenger RNA, 5216 nt
Organism: Hippoglossus stenolepis (Pacific halibut)
Lineage: Eukaryota; Metazoa; Chordata; Actinopteri; Pleuronectiformes; Pleuronectidae
Product: mitogen-activated protein kinase kinase kinase 12
Exons: 14
Coding region: 406-3237 (943 amino acids)
Biological process (GO): protein autophosphorylation; JNK cascade
Molecular function (GO): JUN kinase kinase kinase activity; ATP binding
Source: RefSeq, a predicted model, not a curated record
CUCUCUCUCUCUCUCUCCUUCUUCUCUCUCCGCUGGGGUGUUUACUAUAGGUGAGGUGGCCGUAUAAAUUCCUGAGUGUGCGCACAUCGCAUCCUCAGAGGAGAAUGGAAAAGGAGGAGGUGGAGGAGGAGGUGUAAUAGGAAAGGAAAAAAAAAAACCAAGGGAGCUGUGUGCGUGUUUACUGUCCGCGGGAGAGAAGACUUCAACACGGUGCUACACGGCUGGAUGAAGGAGGAAGAGGAGGGUGUGGAUGCUGAUUUUGCCGACAACCCCAGAAAAGGAAUUGUCAUUAGGUGGCUGUUGUUAGAAUACACCAAAGUGGAAUAAGCUUUUUGAAUUCACCAGCGAUGGAUCUGCAUUGAGGCUCCCAGUUCUCUUGUUUCUUCGGAUGACCAUAGUCCCGUCAUGGCGCUCGUUCUUGAAUCUCGUGCCCCCUCUCCUUCCCUCUCUGCCUUCAACUCUCCCCUCUCUGAUCCUCCAUCCUUCCGGCGGCUCGAUGCGGAAACACCAUGCACCCCGGAAAUGGACCUGACCCCGACUCAGUGCGUCCUGCGCAACGUCCUCUCCAUGGACACCGGGGGCGAGGUGGAGCCUGGGGGCGGUGGAGGAGAGGGUCAGACUGUUGGCGGGCACAACCAGACACCGGGCGAUGAGCAACAGGAGCACUUUGCCAACAGUGUCCUGAAGCUCCAUGAGCAUGAUGGGUGUCCAGGGAGGACAGAGGGCGAGGGGCAGGAGGCGGAUGGCGGCGCUCUCAGGUGCCAGGCGGACGCCGCCAGGCUACAGUGCCAAUCCACCGGAGGAGGCGGAGGGUUUCUGGAGGGGUUGUUUGGAUGUCUGCGUCCUGUCUGGACUAUGAUUGGCAAAGCGUACUCCACAGAGCACAAACACAACCUGGAUGAGGCGUGGGAGGUCCCAUUCGAGGAGAUAUCCGACCUGCAGUGGGUCGGCAGCGGAGCUCAGGGCGCCGUCUUCCUGGGCAAACUGCACGGACAGGAAGUGGCUGUCAAGAAAGUGAGAAACAUCAAGGAGACUGACAUCAAGCACCUGCGCAAGCUCAAACACCCCAACAUCAUCACCUUCAGAGGUAUUUGUACCCAGGCUCCAUGUUACUGCAUCCUCAUGGAGUACUGUGCUCAGGGACAGCUGUACGAGGUGCUGAGAGCAGGCAGGAAGAUCACUCCCUCCCUGCUCAUGGACUGGGCCAUGGGGAUCGCCGGGGGCAUGAACUAUCUUCACCUCCACAAGAUCAUCCACAGAGACCUCAAGUCACCAAACAUGCUGAUCACCUAUGACGACUCAGUGAAGAUCUCUGACUUCGGCACGUCCAAAGAGCUCAGCGACAAGAGCACCAAGAUGUCCUUCGCUGGGACGGUGGCCUGGAUGGCCCCCGAGGUCAUCCGCAACGAGCCCGUCUCGGAGAAGGUGGAUAUUUGGUCGUUCGGCGUGGUGCUGUGGGAGAUGCUGACCGGAGAGGUGCCCUACAAGGAUGUGGACUCAUCCGCCAUCAUCUGGGGGGUGGGCAACAACAGUCUGCAGCUGCCUGUGCCUGAUAGCUGUCCAGACAGCUUCAAGCUGCUCCUGCGGCAAUGCUGGAACUGCAAGCCAAGAAACAGGCCGUCUUUCCGACAGAUCCUCCUGCACCUGGACAUCGCCUCAGCAGAUAUUUUAUCUACUCCACAGGAAACAUACUUCCAGUCUCAGGUGGAGUGGAGAGACGAGGUGAGGCACCACUUUGAGCAGAUCAAAUCCGAGGGGACGUGUAUCCACCGGCUGGACGAGGAGCUGAUCAAACGACGCAGAGAAGAACUGAGACAUGCACUGGACAUCCGGGAGCACUAUGAGAGGAAGCUGGAGAGAGCCAACAAUCUCUACAUGGAGCUUAAUGCCAUCAUGCUGCAGCUGGAAAUCAAAGAGAAAGAACUGCUCAAGAGGGAGCAUUCGCUGGAUAAGAAGUACCCGGGCUGCUUCAAGCACCCCAGCUCCAGACAGUCAGCCUCCUCCAACUCCAUGGAGAAACUGAUGAAGAGACGCAACGUACCUCAGAAACUGCCCUCGCACAGCAAGAGGCCAGACUUGCUAAAGUCAGAGGUCAUCCUCCCAAAACUGGACUCAUCCAUGACCCAGGUCACGAUACCCAACAAAGGCUCUACCUCCCCUGGCCGCUCACGCAGAGGAAAGCCCCGCUACAGGAAGGCUGGAAAAGGCAGCAGUGGGGAUUUGGCUCAGCUGAAAGCCACCCUCUCAUCGUCUUUAGCAAUGGUCAAUGUCACGUCAUCCGUUCCCAGCAGCAAGCACCAUCUAGACCCCAGUGCGGCCCUCAGGGGCCUGCAGCAUGACCUGCUGCUCAAGAAGAUGUCCUCCUCAAGCCCCGACCUCAUCUCAACCACCCUGGAGGCUGAGUGCCGGAGGAAGGGGCAGGUGAGGCCCGGGCUGGACAGAGUGGGCAGCCAGAGCGCCUCAGCCGGUCUGGGGGAGAGCAGAAGGACUGAUGGGGCAGAGGAGGGGCCGAAUGUAGGUGUAGGGCCCGACGACCUGGCGCAAACACCUCCGCGAAGUGACACGCCCAGCGAAGAUGCAGCUUCUAUUCCGUUCUCCAGCAGCCCCGACUCGCCGUGCGGCCGGGGAGCAGCCGCGGGGAGGACGUCUGUACUCGGGAGCCCCCGCGUUCCCCACGACAGCGAGGAGAAGGAGGAUGGGACGGUGAUCACGCGCUCGCCCAGGAGUCAGCGGCUUACGCCUGCAGCGCUGCUCUACAGGGCAGCAGUGACACGCAGUCAGAGACGUGGCGUGUCGUCAGAGGAAGAAGAAGGAGAAGUGGACAGUGAGGUGGAGCUGCCAAGAAGACGGCGUCCCGUGAGCAUGACCAAAUGCCAGUCCCUGUCCACGUUCAGCUCGGAGAACUUGUCGGUGUCGGACGGCGAGGAGGGAAACACCAGUGACCACUCCCACAGCGGUACGCCGGACGUAGUCAGCACCAAUACCGACGAGCGUCUGGACGACAAGAGCGAUGACCUGCUGUCUCAGGGCUCAGAGAUUCCCGCCGACCCGUCUGACCCAACCCAGCUGGGCACCGACGGGCUGUCUGAGAAGGAAGCCAUACUACGACAAGUCAAGACCCAGCUCGCCUCAAACGACCAUAACUUUGAGGGUCUGUACGACGACUCCGACUGUGACAGCGCAGAGCUGGACCACUCAGGCAGCGCCGAGCCCAGCCAACCUCCAGCCAACUGGUGAGGAAGGACCCAACACCUCCGCCCUGCUCAUCAGACUCAGGCAGGUCUGACCUCUGAAGGCCUCGAUCGCCCCCUCACUUAGAGAACGCUUGAGUCGGGAUCAGGGACACCGCAGAGAGUCGGGAGGUGAGGAUUCGUCCACGAGCCGCAACUCAGAACAAAUCUACUGGAAAAAUGUGUGAGUGAGAUCAAAACCCUCUGAGACACUGGAAACUGAAACAUGCACGUUCUGUUUGAGAUUAAUGCACCGCAGGGACGUGAAAGUGAAUCGGGGCAGUAGUGGAGCUGACGGAGCAGCUGCCUCCUCUGUUCUGACACCUCAGCGACGGGGGCCUCAGUCAAAAGAGGCCGUCGACAUCAACCACAGCCACCAUCGUCUCUUCUCAUCUUCCACGUUAAUUUGUAUUUCUGUCUCCGUUAUGAAAACAGGCGUCAUAUCACAACACGUUUAUGAAACCCCUACCAGGGCUUCUGUUAUAUUCUACCGUUACUUGACGUCCACUGAUGUUGCAACUUGCACUUAAUUUAUGAAAUGUUCCGUGGUCCUCGUGUCACAUCCUCUCAUAACGUUAUAUGCACUGACUAAUUUAUUCUUCAUUUACAGUGAAUCCAUUUACUUUUUGUUUUUUCUUAAAAAGGAGAAGUUUACAUUUUUCCAUGUGUUGUUUACAUUCUUUUUUUUAUUUCUUUUAUAUUUGUAACUCGGAUUAUGUUGCCAUUUUCUACUCUUGCAGUUUAAUAUGGAUGUAAAUAUGUGACUCUGUACAAUGAACAAAUUUUUAAAAACGUGAGAUUGUAUAAUUUAAAGGUGCUGAUGUUUCUAAUUAGGUGGAGCUAUACUCUAUUGGAACCUCAAGAAGCUUAUGGUAGUAGAAUGUACUGUAGCUGCUGUUCAUGUCCGAGCAUCGAAUCACAGGAGAAAAGAGGAGGAACGUGCGAACGAGGGAAAGGAAAAAGCAAUAUGUCUGCUCUGACACAGUAUGUCCGUACCACAUGUGGGAUCACUCAGGGCAGACAGGCUUUUUAUACUAGUAUUGCAGUGUUUUAUUGUAUUAAAACACAAGAAAUGUGUUUUAAUGCGUGUAUGUAUCAUCGAAAAAGGCACGCUUGUGAAAAGCGCAUUGGAUAUUUAGGAAUCAGUCACUGUUUGUUAGGAAAAUGAAAAAUUAGACCUGUCCACAGAGGAAAAAAACAACUUGAUUCAUGGCAGGUAUUUAAAGACAAGUGUAAAUGACUGAAGGCAUUUGGAUGACGGGGAUACAAAAACCUCAGAAUGACUGAAAACACAUUAUUACACUCGCUCGUUCACUGUUUUUCGAUCGAGGAGCUGGUGUCAUGUGGGGAAAUGUAACAAUGUGGCUCAUUUUCACUGUGGGUUUUAACGUUUUAUUCCAUAAAUAUGAGCGAAUUGGUAAAUGUUCUCCCGUAAAAUCUGUGUACACCUAAAAAUGACCUGUGACCCCACUAUUUAUCCCUUUAUUUCUUGCCUACCUCUAACAUAGGAGAUGACCACACAAGCCCAGAGUGUGGUUCAUCAGUUUAGAGAAAGACCAGUCCUCCUUCAUAGUAACUAGUAUCAUAUAACUGUGGUUCUGGUGUACUUGUGUCCCCUGACAGGCCUUCUUAAUGUGGAUUUGAUUCAAUCUGACUGUACAACAGCACAUGACAUCCUGUUCCACUAAUCUACGACUGAUCAGGUCAAAAUCAAUAAGCUAGAAAUGGCAGCUUCUGUUUAUUUUCCUGGUGUUUUUAAACUAAAUGAUCCCCAACGUUCAAAGCUGGGGGGAAAAAAUCCUUGUGCAGGAGAAUGUUGCCAAAAAGCAAAACUACUGCCCUCUAGUGUCUCAUUUCCCCCCCGAUGCUGAUUGAAACAACCCGGUAUGAACUGAAACGUUUGCUUUUUAUACUGCAUUAUUGUAACUGUACAAUAAAUAUAUUUAAGAAACGAUUUAAAAUAAAAUCAAGCCUGUAAAAACUCAA